Messenger RNA from Maudiozyma barnettii, 855 nucleotides. It is a transcript of the gene DSC2, whose product is annotated as Dsc2p. The record is from RefSeq and is a predicted model, not a curated record. The transcript has a single exon. Lineage: Eukaryota; Fungi; Ascomycota; Saccharomycetes; Saccharomycetales; Saccharomycetaceae. Bases 1 to 855 code for a protein of 284 amino acids.
AUGUCGGUAGAAAAUCCAACUGGAUUACACAACUACCCUGUUACUAGGACAUGCAUGAUUCUGACAGCUGUCGUACCGUUCCUGAUGGCAGUGACAAAUGACAAAUAUAUAUUUUUGGCCCAGUACGAUCCAUUCAUUAAUCAAUACCAUCAAUAUUAUAGAUUUUUCAUAUACCAGUUUUGUGCAGUUAAUGAAAGCGAUGUAAUGCUUUUGUUAUUACUCUGGUAUGAUUAUCGCCAUGUAGAGAGAUUGUUUGGUUCUUAUAAAUAUAUUAAUGUUAUAUUAUUGACACUGAUAUACACAACUGGAAUCUUAUCAUUACUCAACGUUGCUGUCAACGUGUUAUUCCCUGCAAUAAUAUGGAAUAAACUUCCUACAGGGACUCUUCCAACCGUUUUAGCAUUGUUCCAUUUCUAUAAACAAUACACACCCCAAUUAUAUGAAGUCAAUUUAAGUUUAUCACAACCAUGGUUUGGAAAGAGUUCAAAUAGCAGUUUUAGAUGGACAAUCAACAACCAAGUAUUUUUAAAUAUUACUAUCAUACUAUUGUUAUUAAAUCAAGGGUUAGUAGGUAUUGGUUGUGGGUUAAUUUGCUGGAUAAUAGGUAUAUUUAUGGAAAAAGGAUUACUUCCUGGAGUUGAUAACUGGAGAUUACCAUUUCUACGCCAUGUUUCACAUUUAGAUACACCAUUAAGUGGGAGUAGUCGAUACAGAAUGAUACAAUCCCAGCAACAGACAACUGAGUUAGAUGCCUUAAAUGGCAUACAAGGUGAAAAUGUACAUCCCGAUGAUGAAGCUCCAGAUGAACCUGAACGAUCCUUAGGAGUACAAUUUUUGGAUACAUUUAGAAGAUAA